Molecule: messenger RNA, 3213 nt
Organism: Closterium sp. Naga37s-1
Lineage: Eukaryota; Viridiplantae; Streptophyta; Zygnematophyceae; Desmidiales; Closteriaceae
Source: the annotation of a GenBank genome assembly
AUGCCGUCCAGCUCGUUCCAAGUGGAGACCAUGCCGGUGAGGGGGGAGGAGGGGGGAGGGGAGGAGUGGGGGAGUGAGAAAGAGAGGGAGGGAGGGAGGGAGGGAGGAAGAGAAGGUGGCAGGUGGGCGAGUGUGGGGGCGAGUGGCGGCGAGGCUUAUAGAAUCGAGAGAAGCUCUAUGAGAAAGAACCACGAGAACCCCUCCCUUGGCGUGGUGUGUGGGCGAGUGACGAGGCCCAUAGAGCAAGGUGUGGUGUGUGGGCGAGCCGCGAGUGACGAGGCCCAUAGAGCGAGUGGGGCGGUACAAAUACCUCCAUUGGCUUUUUCCCAUGCCGUACGCCCCCCCCUGCCAUCCCCCUCCCCUCUCUCAACCAUCAGGGGCGUGGUGUGUGGGCGAGUGGCGAGGCCCAUAGAGCGAGUGGGGCUGUAUGUGCCUGGAGGUACCGCUGUGCUACCCUCUACUGCUCUCAUGCUCGCUGUGGUGAGUACAGGUCACAGAGGGAGCGGCGGAGGGACGGAGCGUGCGAGCAGGCAUAGCAGUCUGCACUACUGUGGUGGUCGCCACUCUCCCAGCCCCUCUAGCUUCGCUCCAUCUCUCUGUCGCAUCCAACCCCCCUCGCUCUUGCCGCUCGAUCCAUCGCCCCCCCACUCCACCUCCCAGCCGGCAGGCAUAGCAGGCUGCACCACUGUGGUGGUCGCCACUCCUCCCCGCCCUGAUGGUUCAAUCUGCCCGGAGGUGCUGUACUGCUGCAAGAAGGCAGGGGCCACUCACAUUCUCAAGGCAGGAGGGGCCCAGGCUGUUGCCGCCAUGGCAUGGGGCACAGCCACCUGCCCCAAGGUGGACAAGAUCUUUGGCCCCGGCAACCAGUACGUGACAGCAGCCAAGAUGGCGCUGCAGACCAGCGAGGCCAUGGUCUCUAUCGACAUGCCUGCUGGGCCUUCCGAGGUGCUUGUGAUUGCCGACGAGACUGCCAGCCCAGCCCACGUCGCUGCCGACCUGCUCUCCCAGACGAGUGAGAACAUGGUCUCCGUCGACAUGCCUGCCGGGCCUUCCGAGGUGCUUGUGAUCGCGGACGAGACUGCCAGCCCAGCGCACGUCGCUGCUGACCUGCUCUCCAAGGCGGAGCACGGGCCGGACAGUCAGGUGGUGCUUGUGGCAGUGGGCGAGGGGGUGGAUCUGGCAGCCAUCGAAGCAGAGGUGGAGCGACAUCGAGGAGAGCUGCCUGUUCUCCCUCUUCACUCACUUGUUUCCUGCCUUUCCCCAAUCCCUCUCCCUCUCUCCCUUGCCUCCUUCAAUCACCAACAGGCGGAGCACAGGCCGGACAGUCAGGUGGUGCUGGUGGCGGUGGGCGAGGGGGUGAAUCUGGCAGCCAUCGAAGCGGAGGUGGGCAGUGGGGGGAGAUGCCUGCCCUCCCGUCUCACUCUCUUCCUUCCCUUCCCAUCAGGCGGAGCACGGGCCAGACAGUGGAGUGGCAGCACAGGGGGGGUGGGGAGCUGCCUGUCCUCCCUUCUCACUCUCUUCCUUCCUGUCCCCCCCCCCGUCCCUCUCUUACCUCCUGUCAACCACUGGCAGGCGGAGCACGGGCCAGACAGUCAGGUGGUGCUGGUGGCAGUGGGCGAGGGGGUGGAUCUGGCAGCCAUCGAAGCAGAGGUGGAGCGCCAGCGGGGAGAGCUGCCCCGAGGGGACGUUGCUGCUAAAGCUCUGAGCCACUCAUAUGUGGUGGUGGCGGCUGAUAUUAACGAGGUGCUGAGCCACUCGUAUGUGGCUGCCAAGGUGCUGAGCCACUCGUAUGUGGCUGCCAAGGUGCUGAGCCACUCGUAUGUGGCGGCUGUUUCUAUGCGGCUUUGCACCCAUCAGCUCAUCACAGUAUCACCAGCUGCUACUGCUGCUGCUGCUGCUGCUGCUGCUGCUGCUGCUGCUGCUGCUGCUGCUGCUGCUGCUGCUGCUGCUGCUGCUGCUGCUGCUGCUGCUGCUGCUGUGCUGUGCUGCUGUUGCGAUGCCGUCUUGCCAUUUCCACACACCCCUCUGUCCCACCAUUUUCGCGGCCUUGCCUAUAUGCCCAUCAUAUCGUCACACAUAUAUUCCCCAUCCCACCAGGCCUGUCUCUUCUCCAACCGCUAUGCCCCUGAGCAUCUUAUCAUCAACGCUGCCCAGGCUGUGGACUGCUUGCCCCUCAUCCGCAACGCUGGUGAGCCUCGGCCAUUUCCUGCUGCCUCACAUUGCAUGUCCAUCAUGGAUCCAUCCCAUAGGUCCCGUGCCCCCGAGCAUCUCAUAAUCAACGCCGCACGGGCUGUGGACUGCCUGCCCCUCAUCCGCAACGCUGGUAUGGUUCCAUUGGACUUGCGCUCCCACCAUCUGAUCAUCAACGCCGCACAGGCUGUGGACUGCCUGCCUCUCAUCCGCAACGCUGGAUCCGUCUUCCUAGGUCCAUGGACCCCCGAGAGUGUGGGUGACUACGCCAGCGGCACCAACCACGUGCUGCCCACCUAUGGAUCUGUCUUCCUGGGCCCAUGGACCCCUGAGAGUGUGGGUGACUACGCCAGUGGCACCAACCACGUGCUGCCCACCUACGGCUACGCUCGCAUGUACGGCGGUGUCUCACUCGACGCCUUCUUCAAGCACAUCACCGUACAGUCACUCUCGGCCUCGGGCCUGCAGCUGCUGGGUCCCUCUGUGGCCAAGAUGGCCGAAGUUGAAGGGCUUGAGGCGCACCGCCCUGCUUCAUCCCCUUCACAGCUGCUUCAUCCCCUUCACAGCUGCUUCAUCCCCUUCACAGCUGCUUCAUCCCCUUCACAGCUGCUUCAUCCCCUUCACAGCUGCUUCAUCCCCUUCACAGCUGCUUCAUCCCCUUCACAGCUGCUUCAUCCCCUUCACAGCUGCUUCAUCCCCUUCACAGCUGCUUCAUCCCCUUCACAGCUGCUUCAUCCCCUUCACAGCUGCUUCAUCCCCUUCACAGCUGCUUCAUCCCCUUCACAGCUGCUUCAUCCCCUUCACAGCUGCUUCAUCCCCUUCACAGCUGCUUCAUCCUCUUCACAGCUGCUUCAUCCCCUUCACAGCUGCUUCAUCCCCUUCACAGCUGCUUCAUCCCCUUCACAGCUGCUUCAUCCUCUUCACAGCUGCUUCAUCCCCUUCACAGCUGCUUCAUCCCCUUCACAGCUGCUUCAUCCCCUUCACAGCUGCUUCAUCCCCUUCACAGCUGCUUCAUCCCCUUAA